This is a messenger RNA of Mauremys mutica (yellowpond turtle), 4485 nucleotides long. It is a transcript of the gene AASDH, whose product is annotated as aminoadipate-semialdehyde dehydrogenase. The transcript has 16 exons. Bases 107 to 3289 code for a protein of 1060 amino acids. Gene Ontology annotation, molecular function: protein binding. The record is from RefSeq and is a predicted model, not a curated record. Gene Ontology annotation, biological process: amino acid activation for nonribosomal peptide biosynthetic process. Lineage: Eukaryota; Metazoa; Chordata; Testudines; Geoemydidae.
CUCAUGCAGAAUUUCAGCUUGAUGACAUUGAACUUAUGUGGACAAUUGUGAUUAAAAAAUAACUGAAUUUGUGCAGUUAUAAACAUGUAGAAGAGUUUGUCAUCAAAUGUUUGGAAGUAGGAUCUAUGUAACCUUCUUAACAGGGACUGAAGAUUAUAUACUUAAAAUGACCCUUCAGGAGAUGGUGCAUCAGGCAGCCAGCCUGUAUUCUGAUAGAAAAGCAGUAUGUUUUGAUGAAUGUAAUGAUAAACCUCCAGUUUUCUACACUUACAAGGAGGUUGUUAGUCUUGCCACAGAAUUAACAGUUUUCCUGCAAAACUACUGUGACCAAAGAGGAAGGUUUGAAAUAGGCCUUUACUGCUAUCCUGGAAUAAAUUUACCAUCUUGGAUUUUAGGAAUCCUCCAAGUUCCAGCUGCAUAUUCUCCUCUUGAUCCAGAUGCACCACCAGUGUUAUCUAACUAUUUUAUGAAGAAAUGUAACCUCCAGUAUAUCCUUGUUGAGAAUGACAAAAUAAAUAAAUUCAAACUAUCCCACGCUGGCUGGUUUUACCAGAGUUCUUUUGCAAUAGAUGAUGUUGGUUUAACUCUUUUCCAAAUUAAUUGGAAUGAUGUUGAUGUAAAUCUGGUGUUAGAUGGCGCAGAAGACAAACAUGGAAUCUCCAGAGCUGCAAGUAAUUGGGAGACAGAUUACAUAGCUGACCUGGACCAACUUAAAUCAAAGACAUCACAAAGUGGGUACAUGGAUGUCGGGCAGCAACAUUCUUUGGCAUACAUCUUGCAUACAUCAGGAACUACAGGGAUCCCCAGAAUAGUCAGAGUACCUCAUAAAUGUAUUGUGCCAAAUAUUCUUCAUCUUCAAUCCCUAUUUAAGAUCACACCACAUGAUAUGCUGUUCCUGGCCUCACCUCUGACGUUUGAUCCAUCUGUAGUUGAGUUGUUCAUUGCUCUGACAAGUGGAGCCUCUCUGCUUAUAGUACCAAACCCCAUAAAAAUGAUGCCUCUGAAGUUGUCUGCUGCUCUUUUUCACCGUCACAGGGUGACAGUGUUGCAGGCAACACCAACAUUUCUCAGACGAUUUGGAGCUCAACUUAUUAAGUCAACUGUGUUGUCUACCAGUACAUCACUCCGUGUCUUAGCCCUCGGUGGAGAAGCAUUUCCUGCACUGAAUGUCUUGAGAAGCUGGAAGGGAAGGGAAAACAAAACACAUGUUUUUAAUCUCUAUGGCAUUACAGAAGUAUCAAGCUGGGCCACAUGCUACAGGAUUCCAGAAGUUCUUAGCUCUGAUCUUCGAUUUGAUUCCCCUGUACCACUGGGAUCACCACUGCUUGGAACAACAGUUGAAGUCAGAGAUGCCACUGGUUCUGCAGUUCUAGAUGGAGAAGGACAAGUUUUCAUAGGUGGUAAAGAACGAAUCUGCUUCCUUGAUGAUGAAGUAACUGUCCCUUUGAACACAAUGAGAGAAACAGGGGACUUUGUGAGAGUGAAGGAUGCAGAGAUGUUUUUCUUAGGACGGAAGGACAAUCAGAUUAAACGUCAUGGCAAACGUCUUAAUAUUGACUAUGUACAGCAGGCUGCUGAAGGUCUUUGUCAUGUGGAAGCCUGUGCAGUGACAUGGUAUCAACAAGAAAAGUUAAUCUUGUUUGUUGUACCUAAAGACAACUUAGCAAGAGACACUCUUAAGGAACUCCAGAAACAUCUCCCAACCUACGCAAUCCCUGAUGAACUUGUGCUGAUAGAAACUUUGCCUUUCACAUUGCAUGGCAAAAUUGAUGUUUCUGAGCUGCGCAAGAUUUACAGUAACCAUCUAAAUUCCAGAAGGCAUGACAGUAAACUGAGCGGAGCAGAGGAAUUGUGGGAAAGAUUGCAGUAUUUAUGGAAGUCUCUCCUGGGUCUUCCAGAUGAUUCACGCAGCAUUUCCAAAGAUUCACUGUUUCUGUACAGUGGUGGAGAUUCCUUGAAGUCACUACGGUUUCAUGAUGAGAUUGAGAAUUUGGCAGGCAAGGCCAUUCCUGGGCUCCUGGAAGUUAUUCUCAGCAGCUCCAUUGCUGAGGUUUACCAACAUGUUCUUAAAGCUGUAUUCCCAAGUGAGGACCAAAUAAUGAAUCAUAACACUGUGAAAAGAAAACUGAAUGAGAGCAGUGGAGAGGAAUUCCAUGGAGAAGACACAAAACCAAAAUCUAGAAGGUACUUUAAUGCUGCUGCAGGAUUGAUUGCAUUUAUUGCACUAAACCGAGGAAAUCGGAUGUUGUCGAUGACUUCCCCUGAGUCUCUUAUGAGCCCAUAUAAUGCAGGACAGGCAGGAACAGAGUUAAGACAGCAAGCAUCUUAUUCAUCUGCUGUAACUUCUAAUACAAUGAAAUAUGAAGUGACAGAGAAUAAAUCUGGAAAGAGCAGAAGAAGUCCAGAAAUUGCAAGCAAGGCAAAUGAAACAGGUACUCAUUCUGUAGAACAAGCUCCUUCAAAAAUGCCUGAGAAGCUGAUAUUACAUGUAAGAUGGAAGUCAAAUAUGGGCAAAUGUGUAGAUGCCUCCCCAUUAGUUAUAACACCAGCCACGGAUGAUUUAUCUGCAACUGUAUACGUUGGGUCUCAUUCUCACACAAUGCAGGCAAUUGAUUUACACUCAGGAAAAAUCAAGUGGGAGAGAAUCCUUGGAGAUCGUAUUGAAUCCUCUGCAUGUGUGUCUAAGUGUGGAAACUUCAUUAUUGUUGGCUGCUAUAAUGGUUUAGUGUAUGUACUCAGAAGCCAUAAUGGGGAAAUACACUGUAUCUUUACCGCUGAAGAUGCUGUGAAAAGCUCUGCAGUUGUGCAUCCUUCCACUGGACUAGUCUACAUUGGAUCGCAUGACCAGCAUAUAUACGCUUUGGAUAUUUAUAAGGAGGAGCAUGUCUGGAAGCUGCACUGUGAAGGUGGAGCUGUGUUUUCAUCUCCUUAUCUAAGUAUCUUGCCAAAUCACCUGUAUGCUGCUACACUAGGAGGACUUUUAUUGGCUGUAAAUCCAGAUACGGGUAAUAAGAUCUGGAAAAGUUCCUGUGGAAAACCCCUCUUCUCCUCUCCUCACUGCAGUGAGCAGUAUGUGUGCAUUGGAUGUGUGGAUGGGAAUGUGUACUGUUUUAGCCACUCAGGAGAAAAGGUUUGGCAGUUUUCCACCAGUGGACCAGUCUUUUCAUCCCCAUGUAUCUCAAGUUUCACUAAGCAAGAAAUAUAUUUUGGCUCCCAUGACUGCUUUAUCUACUGCUGUAAUAUAGAAGAAAAGCAUUUUGUCCUGCAUAGGAGUUUCAAGGAGCCAUAGCUGAUGCCAAACCUGAAAAAAUAAUACAACAUGACCUGUACUUCAUUUUUAAGUAGUGCAUUGAUGGUUGCAGUGACUUCAGCACCAGCAAGCAGGAAGGUAAGCAAGUGGAGCACAAAGCUGCCAUUUUAUCGCAAAGCCUCGUGGAUGAGCGUUUGAGUGAAAGGCAGGUUUCCAAUAUACACACGACAACCAUGUGGUAUAUGCAUAAUCUACCACUGCAGGUGGCUAUUGCUUUAACAAUUCAUUCCAAAACCCAUAGUAAAUUGCCCGAGCAGCUUAGGCACAGCAUUGGCUCCUCCAUUGAUUACAACAAACUACUCCAAAAUCUCCAAGCAAUUCUUCCACAUCAAUCAUGGUACCAUGAAGAAUUUCAUUGUUGCAUGGCAUAACGAAGUUGCUACCUCUCACCAUUCAGUGCAGUUUCUUCAUAGUUCCUGUGAUGAGGCUGACAUUAAAAUUAUCUUGAAUGGCAUCAGUGCCCCAGAGAUACUACUAAAUGCUGGAUUUUUGCACAAGACACAGAUGUUUUAGUGCUCUCUGUGAAAUGCUACCCAAGAUUUCUGCAAGAUUGUUUUUGUGGCUGCUGCUGGGGAACAGAAUUGCUGUAUAUCCCUCAGAAAUGUGUUUCUAUCCCUUGGACCAUUAAAAACUGCACACUGUCAAGUUUCCAUGCCCUUUCAGGAUGUGACAAUACUGGAAGGUUGGCUGAAAAGACCAAAUUAUCUUACCCAAAGGCAUUUGAUUCAUCCUCCAAAGACUCUCCUUGCUCGAAAUGGCUGAGACAGUCACUGAUGAGGUCAUAGAUGCACUGGAGAUGUUCAUAUGCCGAGUUUACCAUUUGAAAGCCAACAUUACAGCACAUGAACAGCACUGUAGCUGGAUGUUUUCCAAGAAGCAGAUGGUGAAAAGCUGCCACUGACAAGGGUCAAGAGGGAAAACUCCAUGCAGUAGAAUGAUUCUAGGACAUCCAGAAACUACCCUUCCCCCAUGGGGCAUGAAUGGGUCUUGGAGAAUGAACUUAUCAUGCCAGUUAUGUGUGAAAUACUAUAUGGUCCACAAACAAUCCUUCCGCUAAUUAAAUGCUUUCUGUCAAAAACCAGAUGCUCAACACCCUGCAAAUGUUUGGCCAGAAGUCUGCCUUGUACAGAGAUGUGAGUGUAUUGUGCAGAUGAGGAUCAGCGUGACGUGUCUAG